UAAGAAUCAUCUUAGUGAUGACAUGUGGCUACAAAAAGAAGUUGUAAUGCUUCUCAAAUAAUAUAUAGGGGAUUACCUAGACAAUAAUUAUGUUUUAGAAACGGGGAUAACUAUGGUCAACUAAUACGUGCUACAGCGCUAGUAGUCAGUCGAUUACUGAAUCUGAAUCUGUAUCACAUAAUUAUGUUUCGUCGGACCAUGUAUUGCUUGUCCUCCAAGUAACUAGCUUGUAGGAAGGAUUUGAAAAGAGUUUUUGAAAAGCGCGUAUCAAUUACAUCGAUGGUGCGCACACGUAAUAACUAAUGUUAUACUAGUAAAGAUCUAAAAAUAAUUAAUAUCCUAUGAAAACAAAACUUUUUUAUUGUCUAUAGGUCGAUGGAGUCGUGGGGAUCACUCCAUGUAAUUGAAUACGAAAGUUCCUGUGUUAAUUUCCUUUUUUUUGUAAAAGUAAUGAUUUUUUUUUUUGAGCAACUGUAAAAGUAAUGAUAAAACAGUAUUCUACUGGUGUUUUCAAUAAUUGAUACUAGUUCUCGUAUCCUGAUCCGAAACCUUUGAAUCCUCCGGACCAGUUAUAUUUUCGAUUCUUCUCGGGGGAACAGUUGGCAGCCACUGAUCAAACCAAACACUUGUAUCUCUACCAUCAGCUACCAACAUACGAGAACCUUUCCAGAGCAAAUUCUUACCGGCUUGAAUAGAUUUCCAGCCAUAAGAUGUAUUAGUUAUAUUCGACGUCUGUAAGAAUGACGACGAAUAAUAAACAUGCAUUUGUAGAGUCUACUCAAUAAGGAAUUUGGGUUCUGAUGAAUCCUCCAAGCUUCGUUAGCCAAUAAAACCAGAUUAAAAGACAUUAAAUCUCUAAAGCCUAUUGGUAAGCACAUCUUCUUCCAAGAGACCCACGGUAUUUUCCUCUUAUCAUUAUUAUGUCCCCACCAGAACUCUGUUAACAAAGAGUUUAUUUGUUUUUGGAAGAAGGAAACAAUUCAUUGGGUACACUGGUUUUGCUUGAAGGACUGAUUUUAUUAAUACUUCCUUUCCUGCUUGUGACAAAAACUGAUUGUACCAAAAAUUUAUUUGAGCUUUGAUCUGAUUUACAAUUCCCUCAAACUUAGUAACUUUGCUUCGACCAAGCUGUUCUGGAAGCCCCAAAUACUUUCCACCUCGAAUAUGAAGGAUAUUAUGAAUGUUUCCACGAAUCACAUUAUCAAUCUUCAUACCAAAAAUAAUUGAUGAUUUUUCCAAGUUAACUUUAUGGCCUAAUACAUGUUCAUGUCUUCGCAAUAUCUGAGCCAUACAUUGAGCGUCAUUAACAAUUAGUUGAUUUGCAGAAGAAUAAAGAAUCAUCAGCAAAUAGUAAAUGGCUGACCUACUGGGCAGUUCCUUGCAAAUUUCAUACCCUGCUACAUAUUUGCUUGCUGAGCUGUAACCAACAUCUGACUCAAUACCUCUACACACAGGAGGAACAGGUAAGGUGACAGUGCAUCGCACUGUCUUAUGCCCCGAGUUAGGUGUAAAAUAUCCAUGAGGAACUCCAUUUAUCACGACCUAAUAAGACACAGACUUAAUACAUGCCAUGAAUAACUGAAUCCAUCUGCUUUCAAAUCCCAACAUUGCCAUAGUAGAUUCUAAGAAUCCCCACUCCACUCUCUCAUAAUCCUUACUAAUAUCAGUCUUGAUAGCCAUAUAUUGCUCAGAGCAAUCCUUUUUAGUUUUCAGGGCAUGCAUUAGUUCAUGAGCCACUAAGAUAUUAUCUGUUAUCUGACGAUCAGGAACAAAGGCUGCCUGAAAAUCAGAAAUAAUUGUAUCCAAACAUCCCUGAAGCCUCAAGCAUAAUAUCUUAGAUAUCGACUUAUAUGCUACUGAACACAAGCUGAUAGGAUGGAAGUCGCUCAUGUUAUUUGCAUCCACAAACUUCGGUAUCAAACAUAUAUUAGUAUGAUUGAUGUUAGGUUCCAUCACUCCAGACUGGAAAAAUCUAUGAAUCAUUCAGUCCUAGACCAGUUGUCCAGUCCUCAGGAUGUGUUGUUGAUUAAGACAAUCAAGUUAUCCAGAUUUGCUACACAAGAUAAGUUGAUUUGUCCUUAUACUAAAGACUUGCAGUACACGGUAAAAUCAGGUUAUUGGGCUUUGACUCAUGAUCUUUGUGAUGGGGAUAUAAUUCAGAGUCCGCGUGGAUCAAUUUCUCUAGUCUGGAAACUUAAUAUACUCCCGAAGAUUAAACAAUUUCUUUGGAAUGUUCUUUCGGGGGCUGUCCCUACCUAUGUACAAUUAUGUUCUAGGGGAGUUAAAGUGGAUCCUACUUGCCAGCGAUGCUGUUAUGAAGAAGAAUCUAUAAACCACGCUCUGUUCAAGUGCCCUCAUGCUUUUGCAAUAUGGAGAUGUUCAAACAGUCCUCUGGUGAGUCAAUUUUCAGACAAUCUUGAAGAGAACAUCAACUUGAUCUUUCAGCUAAUGAAUGAUUUAAGUUAGGAUGAGAUUCAUCGUUUUCACUCCUUUUGGACAUUGUGGUAUGUGUGGAAAUAUCGUAAUGAAUUUCUCUUUAAUAAGAGAAAUGUUCAUCCUUUUAAAGAUGUGAGACGAAGAAAAGAUGCUAAUGAUGAAUGAAUACUGAAUGUGAAACGUAAUGAGAGAGGUCAUGAAAGAUCUACAUGUCCUUCUACAUGGGAACCUCCACUUUGGGCUGGUUGAAAUGUAAUUUUGAUUAUAGCUAUAACAGAGAAGGUGUUGAUACGGGAGUUGGAUGGAUUAUAAGAGAUCAUUCCGGUAAAAUGGUGACGUCUGGAGGAGCUAGAUUAACUGGUAUUACAUCGUCAUUAGAAGGGGAGGCCCAAGCAUUCCUUUAUGCAGUGCAACAAGUUUGGAUUCAAGGAUGGAGAAAUGUGUGGUUUGAGGGAGAUAAUCAGAAUCUGGUUGAUAUUGUUAAUGGUUAUCAUGAAAGUUUGGAGUUAGGAAAUCUGAUUUACGACAUCAGACAUUGGAUUGAAUUACUGCAAAAACACUCACUUGCUCAUGUUAACAGAGAGAAGAAUCAAGCAGCAGAUUGUAUCGUAAAGAAGAUGAGGAUGGAAAAUGAUUUAUCUGUUGUAUUUAAGUUGCCUCCUUCAUGGCUGAUUGAUUUCUUGUAUUAUCCUAUUCACUAUUUAGUUGAACGAAAUUCAUGUUGUUACAAAAAAAUUGAUACUAGUUGAUUCUAACGGGUACAAAAAUUUGUGUAAUAAUUAAAUUAAAAUAAUUGAUAAAAUUUAAGUUAUUUUGUAACUUUUAUGUAUAAUAAAAAUAUUUUUUUUAUCUUCCCAUCUUAAUUGCAUAUGUGAUUUCACAUAUAAUAUUUUGUAUUAUUUCAAAUAUUUAUUUUGAUAUGUUAAAUUUCAUCUAUUUUAAAAUUAAACAAUAAUUUUUAAUUAUGCUAAAGUUGGAUUAUUAUUUUCAUAAUUUCAUGUAUUUCAGUUCAUCCUCUUAUAUUUGGAAAGAUAUUUUAAAAAUUUUGUAUAAAUGUGUAUAUAUUGUUCUAGAAAACUAAAAUAAAAACAGAAAAAUUAAAUAAGAGUUGUAUUAAUAAACAGAACAUGUUACAUUUUGAAAAUUCGUACACAGUUGUUUUAACACUACUACACACUAAAUCAUCAUAAUUUUUUGACUGCUUUUCAUAUUAAUAAUGGUAGGUUAUUCAUAUUUUAGUAUACUGGAUUGUAUCAAAUUUCUGAUCAAAAUUUUUUAGUUACAAUUAAACUAAAAUAAUAACAUCUUGUUAAUUUAGAUUUUGUUUACUUUUAUCUUAGGAUGAAAAAAUAUAUUUUGUAAGAUUAUGUAUAAUUUUAUAUAUGAUUUUUGAACUAAAAUUAGAAAAAAAUGAAGUGUUGAUAAAUUUUUUUAUAAAAAUUCUAAUCAUUCAAACAAAAAUAUAUUGAUAAAUAAUAAAUAUUAUUUAUUUUGUUGCAACCUCACAGUUUUAAAUAUUUAUUUGGUUUUAAAUAAUUAUAAGAUUAAAUCAUUUUUGAGAAAAAAUAAGAUACUAAAUAAUCAUUUAUGUUGGUUAAAAUUAUUUCCUUAUUAAUUAUUUGAUCAAAAGAAAUUUUAAUCAAAAAAAAAAUUAGAACAAAAGAUAUGUAUAGUAAAAAAUAUUAUAGAAAAUAAUAUCUGAAAUAUUCUCUUUUAAAUGUGUUUUGUAAAUUUAUGUUUAUAUAUAUUUAUAAGUAUAUAUUUUUAAAAUUUAUAGAUAAUUUUUUGUGUCAAUUUCAUAUGUGUCACGUUCACGUUAACUUUAUUUGGUUAAUAUUAUUUGAAAAGUCAAUUUCAUAUGUGUCACGUUCACGUUAACUUUCACAAUGGUUUAUUACACUGAUAACCUUAAUGAACUAAUAAUAUUAUUUCUUGUUGCCAUUAAUAACAGUUAUUUAUGUUUUCUUUUUCUUAAUAAAAUUGUGAUCAAAUUUUUAAGUAACUUUUCCUUUUCACUAAAGCACAUAAAUAAUAAAAAGGAAAGAUUUGUAAAAUAUAAACAAUAGAUUUUUAUAUAAAGACAAAUUUAGUUUUAUUAUUCUGUAUGUUUCCUACAACAACAAAUUAACUUUUCAAAUAAUAUUAGAUAUAUAGAUUGACACAUAUGAAAUUGAAUUUUCAAAUAUAUUAAAAUAAUUAAUAUUUGCAUUAAUUUAUUAUUUUUACUUUUUCUAUUUUCCAACAAUUAUUCUAUUAUAUUUUAUUUUUAAAAUAAAGUAUAUUAAUUAAAUGGAAAUCGUUAAUUUUUAAAUACAAAUAUUAUAUGGAUAUAUAUAUAUAUAUAUAUAUAUAUAUAUAUAUCAUAAUCUUUUAAUACACAAGAAGUAUCUUUUGCAUUUUACCAAAUAAAAAUCAAUUGUAAUUUCUUAGACAAAAAUACAAUUAACCACAAAAAUAAAAUGGUGGUCUAAGUUUAAAGCAAGAGGUGUUCUCUAUGCUAAAUCUAAGAGUUAGAAAUGGACAAACCUGUUUAUUCCGGCUGCAUAACUAGUUAGUUUCCAUUGGAUGGGUGACUUUCAAUUAUUCGUCGUUGGCUCUUCUUCUAGAAUGGAAAUAUCGGCCAAUGCAACACUAUCGGAGUUCUAUUUGAAGGAAAGAUUGCCCAUGAGGCCUGCCAGAUCAGAAGCACAAGUUUCCUUCUAUGCUUUCCUUUCCACUAUAAAUGGGAAGUAAUGAUAAAACCAUUAUAAGAUUUCGAACAUGGAUGAUAUAUCAUAUCUUGCUUACAAUAUCUUAUGUACCUUGGAAGAGAAUUGUGGAACUCCUAUGGUAUUCCAAAACACAUUUUCUUGCGUUGGCUUUUUAUGUUGAAUCGCUGCCCUACAAGGGAUAGACUUCUUAGCUGAGAUUCAAUACCGACCCCAAUUGCCUCAUGUGUAAUGCAUCGCCAGAGUCACAUAUACUUUGAUUGUCCAAUCUCUUGGGAGAUUUGGAGGCUAAUAUCAGCAAGAUUACUUUUAAUGGACUCGAAAUAAAGUAAUACAAAAUAUAAAUCAAGAGGCAAUGAUAAUUAGCAAACACCUUUUGCUUUAUCAAAAAUCGCCUAAACAGUCUAUUACAAGAAUUGAUUAAUCAGUUUUACACAAUAUAUGUUAAGAUCAUAACAACUAGUACUGAAAGAUUCCUAAUCUUUCCAAACUUAUCUCUCCAUCGUCGGUACUUCAACUUCUUCUUCAACACGACCCAAGAACAUUUUUAAGGAAUUAUCAUCCUUCCUCUUAAUAAUCAUUCUCAGUGUCUUACGCAAUACAAUGAUAACAAAUGAACAAAUUAAUAGCACGGUGUUUUGGUAGUGAUCAUGUUCUGUUGUCGUGUGCAGAAUAUGGAAGAACGACGUCCUGCAGACCGACCCGCAAAAAAUCCCCAACAAACAGGGCAGGUUCGGUCAUCCAUUCUCAAGACCGUGGCCCGUGUUGGCCUAUCCCGCCGAGACCCACUCGAAACCAAACCCGCAGCAGGGAGAGACGGGAUGCGUGGGAAGACACAAUUGCAAUCACUAACUACAUGCCAUUUCCUAAUUGUUUUCUAAUUCAAUCUUCUCAAUUUUAGUUUCACACUGAAAGUCUAGUAUGUUUAUGCAAAGUACUAUCAUAUCUUCUUCUUUUUUGGAUGAUACAAAAGUAUCAUGGCCUCCACUUUAAGGUGGGUCAGACUAUCCAUAUGUUUGCAUCCUACGUUAGUCCACGUGUCGGUUUACUGCUUGUGGUGAUGCCGAAAUGUUAAUUCUCUGAUGGCUAACGAGAAUCGAAGCCUGGACUGUAUCGGAUCUGAAGGUCCCUCAAGUACUAUCACAUCUUCUUGCGCUUCUAGACAAUUCCAACGAUCAAGUUAUUUAUACAUAUAAAAUUUGAUAGUUGUGAUUAACUACAUACCACGCCUCCCCAUGCAUGAUCUUAUCACAUGAAAGGUGGAAAAUUUAUUGAAUGACACCCUUGCAACUUCCUGUGAAUAAAUGAAGUUCGUUCGUUCAUUGAAUAUACUUAUUACUAUAAGACAAAAGCUCGCCAUGUGGAUAAUGAUUAUAGAGUUAUAGUUAUCUCACCAAAUUAAGUAGUCUCCUCCCUUCCUAGUAAUUGCCCAGCAUCCAAAUUAAGUGAUAUCACAGCUCAAGUGUAAAAACAGAAAGAACAAGAAGUCAAAAGAUAUAAACCAAAGCUUUCAUCAAUGGCAGAUCUUGUUCCCGCCAGUUUCUUGACACAAGCCAACGCCCUGUCUAGGAAAAACUUAGCCUAUCAGAGACGAAACCUAUGGAGCAACGUGCGUCUGAUCGUGAUCCCCUUGUACCUCUGCGUGCUUCUAGUGAGUAUUCAAGCGCUGUUCGAUACACAGGUUAACAACUCUCCUGAUAAUCGAUGCGGUUGUCAAUGCAUUGACGACAAAAACAGAGACGGUAUAUGCGAUAAAAAUAGUUGCGGAUUAGAAUAUUCAUCUCAGAAACAAGCAUUGUUUUGCGCCUUCCCAAGCCCUCCACCACUGCCUCCUUUCUUACAGAUUCCACGUCCCAAAAAUCCCUCAGACUCGUGCAGAAGACUUAACGGAUCUUGUCCUGUAACUAUACUUGUUACUGGGAAUAACCUUUCCCUUGGAGCAGCUUUAUCUAGGAAUCUGCUCACUACUUCUUUCAUUGCGAACUCCUCUGUAUUCUGUUUCUUUUUUCUCACUGGACGUCUUACCAUGAAUAUUCAGGGUACAACAUCAGAGCCAGACUUCACCAAUUAUUUUGAUCCAGGGAUCCACUCUAAUCUUCCCAUAUUCAACAUCCAAACUCAAUGCACUCCAAGAACUACAUUUUCAUUCUCUUUCGGACAAUCUCCUCAAAAGUUUCAGAAAGAGGUGAGAUGCGUUCAAGGGUUGAGUCUCUGGCGGAAUAACUCCAUAGACGUCACUCAUGAUAUCUUAAAGAGAUAUCAGAAAGGAAAUCAUGAGGAGGUUAUCAAUGAGGUUGCUGCAGCAUAUGAUCUCUUGGAUACGGAUAGAAACAAAUUCAAUGUGACCAUAUGGUAUAACUCUACAUCCAAGACCAAGUUACUAGAAAGGCGUGUAAAGCUUGUCCGAGUUCCUCGCUCAGUCAACUUAAUUUCAAAUGCUUAUCUUCAGUAUUUGAAAGGGCCAGGGACAAAGAUACUAUUCGAGUUUGUCAAAGAAAUGCCUAAAGUAGAAACUUGGCUUCAUGUGGACGUUGCGUCUUCCAUUGGCCCCAUUUUCUUCACAUGGGUUAUUCUUCUUCUGUUCCCUGUGGUAUUGAACACAUUGGUCUAUGAGAAGCAGCAGCGUCUAAGAAUCAUAAUGAAGAUGCAUGGACUAGGAGAUGGUCCCUAUUGGAUGAUUUCCUACGCCUAUUUUCUCUCCAUAUCGACAUUAUACGUUAUAUGUUUGUUGAUAUUUGGGUCAGUAAUAGGACUGAAGUUCUUCAGGCUUAAUAACUACAGCAUCCAGUUCCUUUUCUAUUUCAUCUACAUUAAUCUUCAAAUAUCCAUUGCCUUUCUAGUAUCCUCAGCAUUUUCAAAAGUUAAGACAUCAUCAGUUGCUGCUUACAUAUACGUCUUUGGAUCUGGGCUAUUGGGCGCGUUUCUCUUCCAGUUUCUUAUGGAAGAUCCAUCAUUUCCCAGACGCUGGAUUUUUUUCAUGGAGGUGUAUCCGGGCUUCUCUUUAUACCGUGGGUUGUAUGAGUUCUCCGAGUAUGCCCUUAACAAGAAGGAUGGGAUGAAGUGGGAUGAUUUCAGUAAUAGUGGAAUGGAUGAAGUUUUCUACAUCAUUAUCAUUGAGUGGUUCGUAUCACUCAUUGCAGCAUACUAUAUUGAUAAGAUAUCUUCAUCCGGAAAAGACCCCUUGUUCUUCUUGAAAAACCCUUUCAAGUUUUUGCCAAGGCCUAGCCUUCAAAAACAAGGCUCUGCAGUUUCUGUAGAAAUGGAGAAACUAGAUGUAGCUCAGGAGAGAGAAAAGGUUGAUCAGUUGAUGAUGCUUGAGCCGACCACAAGAUAUGCUAUUGUAUGUGACAACUUGAAGAAGAUGUAUCCAGGGAGGGAUGGGAACCAGCCUAAAAUAGCAGUUCAUGGACUAUCUCUGGCGGUACCUUCAGGAGAAUGUUUUGGCAUGUUAGGACCCAAUGGUGCUGGCAAGACCUCCUUCAUCAAUAUGAUGACAGGGCUUGUGAAGCCAACAUCUGGGACAGCUUUUGUUCGAGGUUUGGACAUAUGCAAGGACAUGGACAGAGCAUACACCAGCAUGGGUGUAUGCCCACAACACGACUUGCUCUGGGAGACUCUGACAGGAAGGGAACACCUGCUCUUUUAUGGGAGGCUUAAGAACCUUAAAGGCUCUGAUCUCAACCAAGCUGUAGAAGAGUCUCUUAAAAGUGUGAACCUAUCUCGCGGAGGAGUUGGUGAUAAACCUGCUGGAAAAUACAGCGGAGGUAUGAAAAGAAGACUGAGUGUAGCCAUUUCACUUAUUGGGUGUCCUAAGGUGGUUUAUAUGGAUGAGCCAAGCACAGGGCUUGAUCCAGCUUCAAGAAUGAACCUAUGGACUGUCAUCAAACGCGCAAAAACAAACACUGCGAUAAUUCUCACGACUCAUUCUAUGGAAGAAGCAGAGUUUCUUUGUGACCGUUUGGGGAUUUUUGUAGAUGGAAGGUUACAAUGUAUAGGAAACCCAAAAGAGCUAAAAGGAAGAUACGGUGGAUCUUAUGUGUUUACCAUGACAACAUCAUCAGAACAUGAGAAAGAUGUGGAGAUGUUAGUUAAAGAUGUUUCUCCAAACGCCAAGAAGAUAUAUCAUAUCGGUGGGACACAGAAAUUUGAGAUCCCAAAGGGAGAAGUUCGGAUCUCAGAAGUGUUUCAGGCGGUAGAGAAGGCAAAGAGCAGUUUCAAAGUGUUUGCUUGGGGACUUGCGGACACAACUCUUGAAGAUGUCUUCAUUAAGGUUGCUAGAACUGCUCAGGCCUUUAAUGUCUUGUCUUGAGUCCUCUUAAUACUAGCAUACUUGUCAGUCAGUUCAAAGUCAAUAUUUAGUAUUUCUUGUUUGAUAAAGUUGUAGAGAUUUGAUUUAUGUGCAUUAUUUAAAAUAGUCUGCAAGCUAGUUUGUGAAUUUAUUUGAGGUUC
This is a messenger RNA of Brassica rapa (field mustard), 9593 nucleotides long. Its product is annotated as ABC transporter A family member 4-like. The record is from RefSeq and is a predicted model, not a curated record. Lineage: Eukaryota; Viridiplantae; Streptophyta; Magnoliopsida; Brassicales; Brassicaceae. Gene Ontology annotation, cellular component: membrane; intracellular membrane-bounded organelle. Gene Ontology annotation, biological process: lipid transport; transmembrane transport. Gene Ontology annotation, molecular function: lipid carrier activity; ABC-type transporter activity; ATP hydrolysis activity.